CGAUCUUCUCUCCUUUUUCUGUGAGCGCAGGGCAAAGGAAACGGAAAAAGAAAAGCUCUCACUCCACUCCACGCAGCGCCCGCUGGAACAACCACCCCCCGGCCUUUGGUUCCCAAAACCCUCGAUCUCUUUACCCCCAGAACCCUAACUCCACUCUUCCCCACCUCCCAGAUCCCGCCUCCGCCCCGGAUCUCGCCCCAAGAAACCUCCCUCGCCGGCGGCGGCUUCCUCCGCCGCUCUCUCCGUCUCUCGGAACGCUAGAUCCUCCCCAUUCCGGCUCCCGCCACUCAGAUCCGUCGCCGCCAUGGCAGCAUUCUCUUUCCUGGCCGCGCUGCUCGCUGGAAGCCUUCUGGUGUGGAGCUCCCACUCGCUGACGCUUUCCUCGAGGCUGGUCCACCGCUUCUCCGACGAGGCCCGGGCGGCUGCCGCCUCCCGUGGCGGCGGAGGGUGGCCUGCCCGGAGGAGCGCGGAAUACUACCAGGUGCUGGCCCGGAGCGACCUCCAGCGGCAGAAGCGGCUGCUCGGGUCUCGCUACCAGACGCUCUUCCCCUCCGAGGGGAGCGAGACCCUCCAUCUCGGGAACGACUUCGGCUGGUGAUAAAGAUCUAGGUAUGUAUAGUCCAGCUGAAUCAAGAACCAGCAGGCAUCUCUCUUGCAGUCAUGAGCUUUGUGCUUGGGGGUCUAGCUGCAAUAGUGCGAAGCAGCCUUGUCCAUAUAAUAUCAACUACGACUCGGAAAAUACAUCCAGUUCAGGAUUUCUGGUUGAGGAUACACUGUACUUGGCAUCCAAUGUGGACCACAGACCUAUACAGGCUUCAGUCAUUAUAGGUUGUGGUAGGAGGCAAAGUGGUGAUUAUUUGGAUGGAGUUGCUCCUGAUGGCCUUCUAGGAUUGGGAUUUGGGGAAAUCUCGGUUCCAAGCUUCCUUGCAAGAUCUGGAUUGGUGCGAAAUUCUUUCUCAAUAUGCUUUCAAGAAGAAGAUUCUGGGAGAAUUUACUUUGGGGAUCAGGGGGUUGCCACCCAACAGUCGACUCCAUUUAUUCCUUCCAAUGGGAAGUACAUGACUUACAUUGUUGAGGUGGAAAGUUUUUGCAUCGGAUCUCAAUGUCUUGGGAAAACCAUCUUCCAUGCACUAGUUGACAGCGGCUCAUCAUUCACAUCUCUCCCUGACAAUGUUUAUAAGAGAGUCACUACGAAGUUUGACAGGCAAGUUAAUGCUUCGAGGCUUGUUUACAGUGAUUCUCCUUGGGAGUACUGUUACAAAGCCAGUCCUCUUGAGAUGCCUGAGAUACCAACUCUGACAUUAAUGUUUUCUGUCAACAAGAGUUUCGUGGCUAAUAGUCCUGUUCAUCACGUUUAUGGGGAAGAGGGAGAUCUUGCUGGAUUUUGCUUAGCUCUACAAUCAUCAUCAGAUAGCAUGGGGAUUAUUGGACAGAAUUUUAUGACGGGGUACCGUAUAGUUUUUGAUAGAGAGAAUUUAAAACUAGGAUGGUCACAAUCCAAUUGUCAUGAUCUUGACAACAGCAGGAGUGUACAUUUGACGCCACCGCCACAAAAUAGGCCUGAGAACCCAUUGCCGACAGAUGAGCAGCAGAGCAGCCCCAAAGGCCGGGCAGUUGCACCAGCAGUGGCUGGUAGGACUCCUCCCACCAAUCCGUCAGCAGCUUCACCACAAGUGGUCACCCAGUACUGUUUGUUGUUACUACUGACUCAGUUGGUCAUUUCUGAGGGAAGUUCUCGAAGAUAAGAGAGCAAAAAUGUCGACACUCUGUUCAAAUCUUUUACCGGUGAUGACACAUUAGUUUUCAGAUGCUUUCAAGAUCUCAGGCAUUAUUCACCUCAUUUGUGGUCCUGUAUAAAAGUUCUGACUGUAGAAAUUAAGGAUGCAUCAAUGAUGAAGAUUAAGAUACGGAGCUUUAACGUAAGUACCAAUUGAAGAUUAAUAUUUUAAAA
Messenger RNA from Elaeis guineensis (African oil palm), 1951 nucleotides. Lineage: Eukaryota; Viridiplantae; Streptophyta; Magnoliopsida; Arecales; Arecaceae. The record is from RefSeq and is a predicted model, not a curated record.